Molecule: messenger RNA, 4436 nt
Organism: Mycena citricolor
Lineage: Eukaryota; Fungi; Basidiomycota; Agaricomycetes; Agaricales; Mycenaceae
Source: the annotation of a GenBank genome assembly
AUGUGGACUUGGACUCGAGCUUGCGAAGGCGUUUACACCAGGGAAUUGGGCUACAACGAAUGGUCUUUCUACUACGACUCCCAUAUCAACGGGACAGCGGACACCCUCUCCCAAUUUAUGGUGACAACCUCGCAGACUGAAAAGCAUCGCUUUGCGCCCGAGUCGAUCUCCAGGGCAUGGUACCAUUUGAAGCGACAGUUUCCUCUGCUCGCUGCAACCGUCUCCUGUCCCACAGCCGAGGGCCCGCCCCAGUUCCGUGUAGCAUCCAGCCGGCUCGACACGGUCAUUCCGAAUGAGAUCACAUUCGGGAAAGUUGCGUCUGCGGAGGCAGCGAAGGAUCUGGGCUACGAAAUUAUCAAUGGCCCUCGUGUCCUCUCGGACGAUCUGCUGGGCCGACUGAUCGUGAUUUCGCAGUCAGGAGAACCCACGACCUUUCAUCUCUAUCUUCACGUGGCUCAUUUGAUCACGGACGGUGCGACCAACGCAAGACUUCCAGCCGCGCUCCUGGAGUUGAUGUCCGGUGACUUGAAGUACAGUGACUUUGAUUUGGAGGCCACAUUGGCGAUGGCACUCCCCGCCGACGCGCUGGUCCCCGGUCUCAAGUUCAGUCUUGCCAAACAGCGCUGGCGGAAUGCUGCCGGCAGAGUCAUUUCUGCAAUCAGAGAGAGCAAACGAAAGGCAAGAACGCAAGUCCGCGCCCAUUUCCAAUUGCUGAAGCUGUUUGCAGGGCGGUCAGACUCUGCCGAGACUGUACGGUCCUAUCGCAACGCGACUUCCAGCACGUUCAGGUAUGGACAGCAAGAUCUUUGGUACGAAUCUCCAGCCCUCAGCCUAUUUCCAGGUCUUCUUGAGCUGUCAUUCUCUGCCGAUGCCUCUGUUGGCUUCCUUGAGACGCUGAAAGAACAGAAUGUCACACUGGGAAAUGCACUAGUGGUCCUCGGUCAGGUGGCCCUUGCUCGCCUACUUUCUCGUCGCUAUGCUCGGUCUGAGAUGUCCCCGGAGGAAUGGUCUUUUAGGCGCACACAAGCGACUUACACCGGUGGACCAUUGAACCUGCGAGCAUUCCUGGACUCGAACUGGGGCCGAAACGGGGGAGUAAAUGUCGGAGGAGUCUACGUCGGUUACUUCUUCCUUGCGGCGCCCUUCAUCCCGAUCGGCAGCGGCGCCUCAGCAGUACCGACACUCUCUUCGUUGAUGUCCAAAGCCCAGUUCACGCAUCGCUGCAGAGAGUUGAAAGUGCAAGCACAAAGAUACUUCAAGCAUCCGCUUUUCCUGGAGAUUGGAGCAGCGCGUUUCCCUGCGAGAGUGACCGCAAUGAAGGAGUGGGCGGAGCAGUGGACUCGCGACCCGAAAAAAUACGUCGACGAUGCUGAACAGCAGAUGGAGCGAUGGAACUCGCUUUCAGCAGAAGGACAAGCUCAACAUCAGGGCAGUGUUUUGAGCUUUGCGUGGUCCACAUUUGCCUCUCGAGACGCGCCGUCCAACUUCCCUCUCGGCGCAGAGACACCGCGCUUGCAGCUGAAAGAGAGCAUGAGCCGCCUGCAUUGUCGGACAGGAGAGCUGUAUCUGAGUGCCGGGGUCGUUCGAGACUGCUUCCGACUGGUUCUCUUCUACGACGAGAACGUGUUCAUGGAGGAAACGACGCGUGAGUGGAUAAACGAGAUCUCGGAGGCGAUGCACUUUUAUUUGGGCAAAGACAACAAAAGCAAGCUGUAGAACUUAUUGGGUACCUGCUAGCCACAUGCCUCCGCAGAUACAGUGUUUGCUCCAAACGUGUUCCCACGCUUUCCAGGCAUCGGAUGCGUGCUGGGCGGUGCUACGAGCUGCUUCGGAGCGCCCACCGCAUCGAACGCACGUCAGCCCGCGGGUCCGAGCGCCAGGUAAGGCAGUUUUGGUGACAAUGUCUCUGACUCGUUCCUUGCGGACAUCCCCUCCAUCCUCCAUCAGUUCAUGUCGCUGAACAAACAGUCGGGUUUUGUCCACGAUCGUCUGCGAGGCCAAUUUGUGUGCGGCCAUUUGAAGAUGCGAAUGCAUCGAGGGGGUCGCCUCGCAGAAGGCCAGACACCGGAGCGAUUCGUCGUCUGGAACAGUCGACUGCGUUUCAGCAAGCAACUCCUUGACAAGCACCUCCAGUUUGGACACAUCUACACCAGAGCACACCAGCACGUCGUUCAGAACGUUCUGAGCCAUUUGAGAAUUUUCGUCCACUGCACGCAGCGAGGUGAUUUUGGUCUUGAAUUGGAUGACAUCCGAAAGCACAGUGUGCAAGCAAGCCAGGGUGUAGGCAUGCCCGAGGUACCAGGGAACAGCGGGGCUCUCGGCAGCAGCCACAGCAAGCACGCAGUCUUUCAAAAGCUGCUCCACGAAGCUUACGACCCACGCAGAAAGACUGACCAGCUGCCAUACAGCAUCUGUCAAUACCGGUUAGUUCUGCGCGGGUCACCGGAGUAACAUCCUAACCAAGAUCAAAGGCACCAUCCACUCGACAAUCCUCGAAGGCUGUCUUGCACGAGGCAAGGGAACACACAUCAAGCGCUGUGUGCCAGCGGAUGCCCAAUCGCUCGCUCUCAGACACGUUUUGGAUGGCGCGAGAUCUGUGAGCUUCAGUUUAGCCGAUGCCCAUCUGGGGAAUGAUGGUUAGAUACCUGUAGGUCUCCAGGACCAGCCCCAAACCACGGCGGAUCAGGGUUCCCUUGUCUUGGCCGUUAUUGACCAUCUUGAAAGCAGCAUGCAGCGUCUGACCAACAACUUCUAGCGUAAUCGACGAUCGAACGAGGAGAUGGGUGAUGUCUGCAGCGGAACUGCCUGAAAGAAGACAGGUGGCAAUUCUCGCUGUCAGGUCUAUCAUCGAGGAAACAUCGGAUUUAUGUCGAGGGAUUGACUGCAAGGAAAGGCGGGUCGUCGAAGUGCAGAGUAGCGUCGUGUUGUUGGGAGACAGAACCCCGUGGGUGGGUACUGCGAAGAGACUGAGCGACCAAUCCCAACCCGAAGCAGCAAGCCUGCUUACACUCUUGCCCGGCUGACUCGAGAGGAACGACCACUUGACUGGGAGCCCAGCUCUCGUGCUCCGCCAGUUCUGGUCUGCAUGAAGGUUAAUCAAAGAACCAUUCGGCGAAGAGAGGACUUCGUACAAGCUCAACAGAUGCGUCGAUCCUAUCACGAUGCUUCUGUGCUGCGAUUUAUUAACAGGAAUCGGUCCUGACACUUUCAAGAGCCCUGCAAGCAGCCCGGAUCCUUGUCCCGUGGGUCCACCCGGAUUGAGGACGAUUCUGUCUACCCUCAGCAUGACAGAACUUGAAGGGACCCUCGUUUGAAGCUCACCCAGUUGCGACUUUCGUCGGCGGACGAACGGGCGAGAGAAUGGAUAAACAGUUCUGAUUUCGGAGCAGCUGCGUCUUGGAGGUGUCCAUAGCUACUCGCAAGAUACAACUUGCUAUCAUCCAUAGGCGGGAGGGGAGUCGUUGAAACCGAGAUAACUGUUGAAUGCAUAUGCCACAAUGUAAAACCAGAACAAAGACGCGAGCGCACGAAAACUGGUAGCUUCAAUUUUGACCUCACAGAGUUCAAUGGCCGAAGCUUCGCCCCAAUUUUGCCAUUCCAGAGGAGAUUCAUACUCUGACGGGGUCAGAUCUAAAUUCAUUGGAAGUUGAAGAGGGUUGGCAGUUCGGUCACCGACGGAUGUUGAGGGCAGUACACGAGAACGAUAGGCCACCAAGAUCGAGGAUUCUAAGACCAAAUUGACGUAGUAGUGGGAGCCGAAACGGGUCACACUCGCCGUUAUAGGCCAUGCCUAUCGAAGCACCCACACAUGUCUUGACAACACCGGUCUUGAAGGAGGGGAUUUCAGUUGAAUUAGGCCGAUCUUCAAUUGCAACUGCCGGUUGAUUGAGCGUGCAAGUGAGCAUUUUCCAUUCACGGAUGUAUGAGCGCAAAUAGCACACAGUCACAUCGAAAGACUCGGUGACCAGUACGAGAGCUGCUUCAGCCAAGGGCGUGUGCGGUCCACGAAGAGGAAGUCUUCUCGGUACGCCCGACUCAUCGCACGACCACUGCGAAGGAUUAUCAAAGGAUUGCCAUGGAAUACUCGGACAAAGCGCACCUUGCGUGAACCACCCAGCCAGCCAGCAGCGACGAUCCCGGCACCAGGACGCAGUGCCCAACAUUGCUUAACAUUCCAAUCGUCAAGAGGCGCAGAACGCUGCCAUAAGCACGAGAUUCCGUCAGUUUCGCCGACCGCCGGGAAAUAAGCGUAAAGCCAGUCUCCUGCAGGGGAAUCCGCUAUGACACGGGGUGGCUCGAAUGACGCCGGAGACGAGACGAUGGGUGGAGGAGAGGGGAGAGAAAACUGCUUGGAAGAUGAGGAAUGACGCGCAUUUACUAUGGGUUGUGUUGGAUGAGCGGAGAAGAUUGUAGAAGUGGCUGUCCACACUACAGGU